This is a messenger RNA of Aplysia californica (California sea hare), 1050 nucleotides long. Its product is annotated as myosin-I heavy chain. Gene Ontology annotation, cellular component: vesicle; myosin complex; cytoplasm. The record is from RefSeq and is a predicted model, not a curated record. Lineage: Eukaryota; Metazoa; Mollusca; Gastropoda; Aplysiida; Aplysiidae. Gene Ontology annotation, biological process: vesicle transport along actin filament; actin filament organization. Gene Ontology annotation, molecular function: ATP binding; microfilament motor activity; actin filament binding.
AGUCAAAAAGGAGCAAUGAGGAAGCCAGAGUUGAUUCCCCAUUCUAUGAGUCAGCAUCGAACAGAAAGGAUGCGGUUGAUUCGACUGUGGUAUUUUACGCGAGAAUGGAUUACUAAUUCUUCUUAGGAUUUUGGAUAAAGUGGAAAUAUAACAAUCAUGGCUUCGUUGUUGAUGAAGCCGGAGCUUCAGUCUCAAGGACUGAAACCCACAGAUGGAGUACGGGAUAUGAUCCUCAUCAGUAAUAUUGAUGAAAAUGGAAUCAAUACAAAUCUCCAAGUCAGGUAUCAGAAGAAUCUCAUAUACACCUUCACGGGUUCCAUCCUGGUCGCCGUAAACCCAUACAAGGAGAUCAAGUGCUACGACCAGAAGGACGUAGAGGCGUACAGUGGGCAGAAGAUCAGCGUUGUAGAGCCGCACGUGUUCGCUAUAGCCGAGGCGGCUUACCAGAGCCUUGUCAGCAGCCAGCUCAACCAGAGCUGUAUCAUCAGUGGAGAGAGCGGCGCGGGAAAGACGGAGACGACGAAGUUCAUCCUACAGUACCUGUGCUCCGUGACCAACCACACGUCAUUCUGGACAGAGCAGCAGAUUCUGGAGGCCAACACCGUGCUAGAGGCUUUCGGCAAUGCUAAGACAGUUCGCAAUGACAACUCGAGUCGCUUCGGCAAGUUCAUGCAGGUGUGUUUCGCCGGCACCCAGAUCAAAGGCUGCAUCGUGCAGGACUACCUGCUGGAGCAGUCACGCAUCACCUUCCAGAGCCAGCAGGAGCGGAAUUAUCACGUCUUCUACCAGCUCACCUCAGCCGCACAGGCGGUAGAAAACCGUCACGCCAUGGCCAAGGCCCUGUACUCCCGCACGUUCGCUUGGCUCGUGGACGCCAUCAACAAGUGCACCAACCCCGGCGCCCACCAGAAACACUUCAUCGGGAUAUUGGACAUCUUCGGGUUCGAGAACUUUGAGACGAACAGUUUCGAGCAGCUAUGUAUCAACUUUACCAACGAGAAACUCCAUCGCUUCUUCAACCACUAUGUGUUCGCCCUGGAGCAGGAAGCG